Messenger RNA from Mercurialis annua (annual mercury), 599 nucleotides. RefSeq lists its product as uncharacterized. Lineage: Eukaryota; Viridiplantae; Streptophyta; Magnoliopsida; Malpighiales; Euphorbiaceae. The record is from RefSeq and is a predicted model, not a curated record. Bases 125 to 394 code for a protein of 89 amino acids. The transcript is spliced from 4 exons. Gene Ontology annotation, cellular component: mitochondrion.
ACGUUUAUAUCUCCUCUGUCCACCCGCACCUGUUAAAGCUCGGCUUUUUCAGUACUUCAGGUUACAGAAUUGCUCGACGAACUAAUAUACAGAGUGUGAUCGGAACUGAAUUGCUUGCUAGAAAAUGCAUCCUCCGUUGACAUUGCAUAGGCACCCGAUGUGUGCCGAAAUUAUUGAGGUGUUCCAGAAGUGUCAUUCCGACCAUCCUAUCGGAAAGUUUUUCGGGAAAUGUACCGAUCUCAAAGUAAAGCUCGAUCGGUGUUUUCGGGAAGAGAAAGCUGUGAAGCGGAAGGCGAAUUUUGAACAGAGUAAGAAACUCAAAGAAAGGCUUCAGAUACUAAGGAAGGAAGCUGCUGAAAGAAGCGCAGAAGAGAAGAAUUUCAUGUCAACUUAAGGAUAAAACGGUAAACCAAAUCCGAAACUCGUACAAAUUUGUAAUAUGGCUUGGAAAAAUAUAGAAUUGGCCUCACUGCACAUUGCUAGAGGAUUAUAGUUAAUUCUUCAGUCAUAUUGUCUCUGCUUGACAUUAAUUAUUGGAUUGUAGAAAGCUUACUUCCAUUAAUCAUUUUUUCCAAUUAUAAGGAGCUAUGUUGCACGAA